Molecule: messenger RNA, 5149 nt
Organism: Punica granatum (pomegranate)
Lineage: Eukaryota; Viridiplantae; Streptophyta; Magnoliopsida; Myrtales; Lythraceae
Source: RefSeq, a predicted model, not a curated record
UCAUUCUAAUAAUCUCCAUGCUCCGGGUGCUCACAGAUCUGGGCUUGUGGGUCCCCAUGCAUUAGACUGGGUCUAUAUGUACCCGGGUGCAUGGAAACAUCUCAACAGUGCCCCCGCCGUCUGCAAAAGCCUCUGCCGCUUCUCCAUUUCCGCCGGAGCGAAAACUCCGGUCGCUCGCCGUCGAGGAAGAAGCAACGAACGAGGGUAUCGAACCGUGCACAGCUCACCCAUCAGACGGUACAAUCCCAUCUGCAGAAGCAAUUCCGGCUAUACUCUGAGUCUAAGAUCAAUCUCUCAUGUCACAACUUCCGGCUCGUCUUCGAAUCGUCGAAUUCUCGGCUUCCCAGCAAGCUCGAGCAGUAGAUUUGACCCAUUUCGUUGUCGGCCGUUUUGCUCAGAAACAGUUCAGUUGAGCCUAACAAGGCCCGAUUCCGAUAGUCGGGAUGUGCCCGGCGAGCGUUUCUAUGGAGACGCCGACAAGUUGUUCAAGACUGUCAUGGACAACUCCCGCCCUCACGAUCCCAUGGAGAGCGCCCUCGAUCGGGCCGAGGUCGGUUUGAGCACCGAGCUGGUGCUCGAGGUGCUCCGGAGGCUCCACUUCGAGGAGAAGACGGCCUUCAGGUUCUUCACUUGGGCGGGGCGGCGGGAGUUCUACGAGCAUGAGCCUAAAGCCUACAACGAGAUGAUCGACAUACUGUCGAGCACGAAGUACAAGGCGAAGCAGUUCCGGAUCGUGUGCGAUGUGCUCGAUUAUGUGAAGAGGAGUGGGAAGAGGGCGGUCCCCGUCGAGACCCUCCUGGGGAUGAUGAGGAGUUACACCGAGAAGCACCUCACCCAUCUUCAGAAGUUCGCGAAGAAGAAGAGGAUAAGGGUGAAAACUCAGCCCGAGAUCAACGCUUUUAACUUGCUAUUAGAUGCUCUGUGCAAGUGUAGUUUAGUCGAGGAGGCUGAAGAGUUGCUGAGGAGAGUUAAGGCGAAGGUCAAGCCCGACUCGAACACGUACAAUGUGCUGUUCUUCGGGUGGUGUCGGGUGAGAAAUCCGACACGGGGGAUGAGAGUCCUGGAGGAAAUGAUCGACAUGGGCCUCAAGCCUGAUAAUUUUACAUACAAUACUGCGAUUGAUACUUUUUGUAAGACGGGGAUGGUGGAUGAGGCAGUGGAGCUCUUUGAGUUCAUGCAGAAUAAGGGCUCCACUAUGUCCUCUCCGACUGCAAGGACUUAUGCGAUCAUGAUUGUCGCCCUUGCACAGAAUGACCGGAAGGAGGAUUGGUUCAGGUUUCUGAGGGACAUGAUAAGCAGCGGGACCCUCCCUGAUGUUUCAACGUACAAGGAAGUGAUAGAAGGAAUGUGCUCGGCGGGUAAAGUAGAGGACGCGUAUAGAUUCCUUGAGGAAAUGGCGAAGAAUGGGUACCCUCCGGACAUAGUCACUUAUAAUUGCUUCCUCAAGGUCCUCUGUGAGAGCAAGAAGAGCGAUGAGGCACUUAGGCUUUAUGAUAAAAUGAUCAAAUCAGGCUGCAUGCCCAGUGUUCAGACAUUCAAUAUGCUGAUGGAGAUGUUUUUCAAAAUGAAUGAACCCGAGGGGGCAUUUGAGGCUUGGGGCGAGAUGGAGAAGAGGGGCUGUGAACGAGAUCCUGAAACUUAUUGUGUGAUGAUUGAUGGGCUUUUUGGGUGCAAUAAGGUGGAGGAGGCAUGCUUCCUUUUGGACGAGGUUAUAAGCAGAGGGAUGAAAUUGCCUUACCGGACAUUCGAUUCUUUUAUGAUGGAGCUCUCUGUGAUAGGCAAUCUUCAGGCCAUUCACCGGCUCUCGGAGCAUAUGAGGAAGUUCUAUAAUCCUGCUAUGGCGAGGCGAUUCGCAAUGAAUCAGAAGAGGAAGAGCACGAGUUUGAGAGGGAAGUAGGAACUUGAUCUCAUCUCAGCCUAGCUAUUAACAACAAGAUCUCCUCAACCACUUUAGACAUUCCCAUUCUGAGACUGUCUAUUGAAUUCCCAGAAAGGCAAGUUUCAAUUGUCAGCCGGCAGAAUUAAACUAAUCCAUCUGUGUGGCAAGAAGAGGUUGGAGCGGACAAUUUCUUGACAAGGCCAACUUUACAUCCGGUGUUUCGAGUAAGGGCAAUUCUGGUCCUCGGCCCGAAGCAGGCCCAACAUCGGCCCGGCAUGAGCCCACUCUGACAAACAGGCCCGGCCUCAGCCCGAGAGUGCCGUGGGCUUCUCAGUAACGAGCCCUACUCAUAAAAGUGUGCGAAAUCAAUCAGCGAAACGUCGCGGCAAAAAUUUUCCGUUUUAAGCCAUCGCUUUGUCCUGGGUGAGUGUGUGCGAGAGAGCUCUGGAGAAGCGCGAAUGGCGGCAGAUAGACGGACAAGCUCCGCCAGUCAUGGAGCAGCACAAUGUGCGUCGAGUUUAUGUCGGCCGGAGAUGUUGCGCGACUUCGGUGACAGCUGUCUCGAUGAAAUGGCUGGCUGCAUCAGAUUAAUGUUCGAGUUUCUCAAUGAUCCCGAUCGAGAAUCUCUUCUACGGUAUACCUCUUGCCUUCAAUUAAACUGUGCAAUUAUUUCUCGCUUUCUGUUUGCUGGUACAUUUGCUGGCGUAUGAAAUGUAAUCUCUCUUUUGGAUUAUCAGAUAGCAGCAUAUCUGUACUUUAUUCAUUCGCUUUUGGAGUAAUAUGUGGAAACUUUAUUAAAUGGGAUACGUAAUGUAGUUUUUUUCUUUUCUUAUGUUCUUUAAUCAUCAACUGAGAAUUAUGCCAUCUCUUCUUUUCUUGCUAUAGAUCAGAUUUCAGUUCAGUUGAAAAAUUAAGUUGGGAAAUGAUUAUUCAUAAUUGUUAGCUUGAAUUCAAGGGGACAAUUCGUGUUGGCAGUCGUAUAGGCUUCUCAAUUCGUUGUGAGGUCUGAUUUUGCACAUGGAAUGUCAUGUUCGUCCGUUCGGCAUAGCAGUUAUUUUCAUGUAUGAGAUAAAAUUAAUAUGUUUCCAGAUGUCCUAUUUAACCCAUUGUUGCACUUAUACAGUUAAAGGAGAGGAUUUACAUACUUCAAUUCAAUAAAUCUUCAACUUUCACUUGCGUUAUCCAUACGAUUUCCCACAUUUUCUGAAAAGCAGCUUAUAAUCUUCCUAGUAUCAGUCUCAUCCAGUUACUACCGAAUGUCAUGCAUUCAUUUUGUCCACCGACUCACUCCUAAAAUUUAUUUUUUCUACACCAACACCUAAAACGUGUUGAGCCAUUCAAACUGUGGAUUUGUUAACAUCUUUACGCUUUUCCUUCAUUGCAAAUAUUCGUUUAUUCCAUAUCUAUAUGCCGACAUCACUUUGUUACUUUAUGUUUGACCUUUGUACCCCCUUGCUGUUCUCUAUCAAGGUUUUAGGUGAAUAUAAAGAUGGCCAUUUCCCUGCUAUGAGUAGCUUAUUAACAUGCAGGAAGCUAAAAUGAAGCUGUUGCUUCAUCAUGCAGUGGCAUACCAGUUUAAGGUAACAUGUCACGGGUUAUAAAUUUCUCACAGAUCUGAUGGGGAAAUAAGGACAAUAAGUGGCUGUAAAAUCCAAGUAAUUUCUGAAUACGUGAUGGCUAAUCUGUCGCUAGAUCACUUGCAGCUAGUAUCUUUUCCCCCACUAGUGAGUAUCAUUGGCUUUUGACUCAUCUCAUGUAAAUUAAUUGGAUACAGCGAGAAGAUUGACAGUGCUGAUGUUCCUUCAUCUACACGUAUAUGCUUUGUAAUCAUUUCUCGCUUGGGUGGAAUACACCGUGGCACCUGCAAUUGGAGCUCAUAAUUCGGAAAUUGGCAGUUGAUUAUGAUAUGAAUGCAUCGUCAUUAUAGUGGAAUUUCGUUCUGAGAUUCUGCCGACGCCUUUGAGUAAUUUUGAAGAUACCGUAUGCGCAUUAUUUUUCCAUGAUGCUAAUUGAGAGGGUUGUUAUAAAGAUAUACACUUCUUUAUCGGAAAGUCUUAAAUGCGACAAGAUGUUGUGAUCAUGUUGGACUAAUGAAUAUUGCGUCAAUAUCUACACUUGAGCCGAAAGAAAUGGCAUUUUAGUGCACCUGUUCUUCGUGCUAUUGAUAGAUCUCCUACUGUGAAAAAGAUUUCUUCAACUGUAUGUCCAAUUUGUCAGUGGCAGGUCCGUAUAUUAUUAAUUCAUCGAAAUUUUCAUGAUUUCUACAGGCACUUUUUUCUUUGGGACAUCGAUAUCAAAAUUCAAUAGGAAUUCUAUGUGGCAACUUCAACUCACUAUGCAACACCGUUUACAAAGGCAUUGCGUCCUGUUAGAAGUGAAAAGAAAGGGGGCAAAGGAAAAAGACAUUCUAUAUUAAUCCCGAAGCCAUGUACUGAAAGGGUGUGUUUUGGUGACCAGCCUUGAGGUACACAUAUACGAAGCAUGAAGUACUUGCCGGUUAUGACACUAAUUUUUUGUGCUAAUUCAGGGUUUCAAGUUAUGGAUAGGGCAGACUGCCAAAAUAGAGGAUAAAAAUAUGAUAAUUUCUGUGGAUUCUUGUUUGCUUGCAAGUGGAAGAAGACUAAUAAGUCGCUGUACGAGCAGAACCAGCUGAUGCCUUAACUUAUGCCGGAUCGGGAGAUUAAAUCAGUAGACCAGUGAUUGAACAACAGAAGUAGGUGAAACUGGUGAACAGUCGAUGGACAGGAAGAGUUUUGUAUCGCGCACAAAACAGCAGUAUACUGUCGGCGUAUCUCUGAUGACUCAAAUUAUAAUUUCAGCCGGGUUACCAACGUCUGAACUCUGAAAUCCACCAGUGCAGGGCCAACCUCGCACAGAGGGCUCGAGAAUUUUCAUUUUUUUCAUGGAAAGGUGGAAGGAGAUCGAGGAUCAUCAGGGAGAGAGAGAGGUUAUGGGCCCGCGAUGCGAUGCCAUUCCAAGGAAUGGGGAAUGUUUUGAUGUGGUCUUUGAGGGGGGAGAGAGAGAAAAGUGGGCGUGUGGUUUGUUUACAGUUAAGAAACGGUUGGGGGGCCAAUUUGUUAAAAGAUGAAGGGAAGGGGAAGGGGAAAAGGAAAACGGUUGAGUUAAGUUAGCUGACAGUAACCAAUUUUCCCUGCUGCAGACAUUUGUUGGUGAAAGACAGGAAAUAUGGAGACGACACGACGGGCUUAUGUUAUUCUCCAAUUUGGUAACUGUAAACUUUCUAAAUAAGCAAUUCUCUCUCUCUCUCUC